AGUCAGCAAAUAGCUGUUGCUUUUCAGUUGUUGUAAAGACAGUGACAACUCUUAGACUUGUCACCGUAGCCUGAGAAGGGAAGGUUUCCUCUCGUCAGUUUACAGAUAGAGAGUGCCAGGGUUCGCUUCUCUCCCAUCCACUGUGGACAAGAAACAAAACUAAAAAUCUUUAAACCCUCAAAAGCUCAUUGCCGCACCCGGCUACGUUUGUGAUUAUUUUGAACUCCGUACUGAAUGAGGCACCUAGUCGGAAUUUGAAUCUCCUCUGCACGGGACUCUGGUCACUUAAGUGACUCCCCUCCCCAGGAGUUUGAUUUAAGUUCGCCCUUCCUCCGUUUCUGGUGGCACCCCGGGCUCUACAGAGUACGCAUGUCGGAGGAGGGCAGCUCCGAGUGCCCGGUGUGUUACGAGAAGGUUUCGCGCCAGAACCAGUCCCUCCGGACGCUGAGCUGCAACCACGUCUUCUGCCACGACUGCCUGGUCAAGACGGUCAUCAACCAGGAGAGGCAGCCCAAGAAGGUGGUCUGCCCCGUCUGCCGGCAUGUCACCUUCCUCAGCAAGAAGAGCACACGCUGGACCACCGCGGCCAAGGACGCCAAGCAGACCCUGGAGAUCCCCCUGGCGCCCACCGCCACCCGGGACCUCCGGCCGCUAGGGGCGCAGCUGGGGGCGGCGCCGCCUCCUCCUCCGCCGCCGUUGCGCUCGCUCCUCCGCCGCUGGGCGGGCAGUUGCCGCCGGACUUUUUUGGCCGCCGCCCGGCACCCAGCGGCCGUGAGCACCAGCCAGGUUUUUGUGAUCAGCGGCCGGGGGAGGCCUAUGAGCGAGGAGGAGCUGAGGGCCCCCGCCGACGGACUGGUGUUGGAGCACAGGCGCUGCAGGUUGCGCUGGGUGCUGGUGCUGCUCUGUUUUAUCAUCAUCGGCGCGGUGGUGGCUGCUAUCCUGCCCUGGGUCAUCUCCUUCAAAUGACAGCACUCUUGGGCAGUGAAGCCCCGUCUGAACUCAGCAACCUCCUGGGGGUGACAAGUACUUUAGUACUUAUACACGUGGAGGAGAAAAGAAAGGGACUUUAUUUGGAGCUGUGCUCACUUGCUGCAUCUUUUUGUUUAAAUUACCGGGAAUGUACUUUGGCAACUCCUGAGAGGGACCAGCCGAAUGGAGAAAAUACCAAUUGCACUUGUACAGAAAUUCUUUUUUUGCAUUGAAAUCAUGAUCAGUUUGUCAAGAGAAAUAACUAAUGUUAUUGGCAGGUUAUUAGCUAUAAAUAUUUGGGAAAAUUUUUUGCAACAUUGUUAUAAAUUGUUGUACAGUGGGCCAGUGGCCUGGUGGAUGAGUUGUACUAAGUAGAUUUAUCAAAAUGUUAUUUAACACCAGUAAAUUAAUCAAAACUGCA
Molecule: messenger RNA, 1390 nt
Organism: Stegostoma tigrinum
Lineage: Eukaryota; Metazoa; Chordata; Chondrichthyes; Orectolobiformes; Stegostomatidae
Product: RING finger protein 222
Exons: 2
Coding region: 370-966 (198 amino acids)
Source: RefSeq, a predicted model, not a curated record